Molecule: messenger RNA, 1209 nt
Organism: Penicillium manginii
Lineage: Eukaryota; Fungi; Ascomycota; Eurotiomycetes; Eurotiales; Aspergillaceae
Product: 3-ketoacyl-coA thiolase peroxisomal A precursor
Exons: 4
Coding region: 1-1209 (402 amino acids)
Biological process (GO): fatty acid beta-oxidation; phenylacetate catabolic process
Cellular component (GO): peroxisome
Molecular function (GO): acetyl-CoA C-acyltransferase activity
Source: RefSeq, a predicted model, not a curated record
AUGUCUUCCGCUCAGCAACGCUUGAACCAAGUCUCCUCCCACUUCAGUGGCAAGAAAGGAGCCGCCGGCGUCACCGAGAAACACCCCGAUGACAUUGUCGUGACAUGUGCUCUGCGCACUGCCCUCACUAAGGGCGGAAAGGGUGGCUUCAAGGACACUGCCGCCGCUGACCUGCUGGCCGGUGUCUUCAAGGCUGUGAUCAACAAGAGUGGUAUCGACCCCAAGGUCGUCGAGGAUAUUGCUGUUGGCUCUGUCCUGCCCCCCGGUGGUGGUGCGACCGAGUUCCGUGCCGCAGCUCUCGUUGCUGGUUUCCCCGAGACCGCCGCCGUCAAGAGUCUGAACCGUCAAUGCUCCAGUGGUCUUCAGGCUAUCGUUGAUAUUGCCAAUGCUCUCAAGUCUGGCAUGAUCGAUGUUGGUAUCGGUGCCGGUGUUGAGAGCAUGACCUCCCAGUACGGCCCCGGUGCCGUCACUGAGUUCUCCGAGCUCCUCGAGUCUCACCCCGAGUCCGCCAACUGCAAGGUCCCCAUGGGCGUCCUGUCCGAAGACAUGGCCAAGGACCGCGGAGUCACUCGUGCCGCCCAGGACUCUUUCGCUGCUUCUUCCUACCAGAAGGCCCUCAAGGCCCAGAAGGCUGGUCUCUUCAACGAGGAGAUCGCCCCCCCUCGAUGUCAAGCUGAUGACGGAAUCCGUGAGGGUAUCACCGCCGAGUCCCUGGGCAAGAUCCGCCCUGCUUUCGCUAAGGACGGCUCCAUCCACGCCGGUAACGCCUCUCAGAUCUCCGACGGUGCUGCCGCCGUCCUGCUCAUGAAGCGCUCCACCGCCGAGCGCCUCGGCCAGAAGAUCAUCGGCAAGUACGUUUCUGCCAGCGUUGUCGGUGUCAAGCCCCUUCUCAUGGGUGUCGGCCCCUGGGCUUCUAUCCCUCUUGCCCUCGAGAAGGCCGGUAUCACCAAGGAUGAUGUCGACAUCUACGAGAUCAACGAGGCUUUCGCCUCCCAGUGCGUGUGGUGUGUCAACGAGCUUGGCCUGCCCCAGGAGAAGAUCAACCCCAAGGGUGGUGCCAUUGCCUUCGGUCACCCUCUUGGCUGCACCGGCUCCCGCCAGGUCAGCACCCUUCUGACUGAGCUCAAGCGCACAAACAAGAAGAUCGGUGUCACCUCCAUGUGUGUUGGUACCGGUAUGGGCAUGGCCGCCGUCUGGGUUGCCGAGUAA